UACAGAACGAAUUAAAAUCGAAAGUAGUUUUUUUGAAUGUCUUACUUAGUCUUUGUCUUAUUUCUUCACUAAGUUGAUAAUGCUAAAUAGCAAGUAUUUUUUCAUUUGCCCGGCACUACUUUUUCUACAAGCAUGUUCUGUUUAUUCAUCUUGUAUCGAAAAGAAAGGAAUAAAUGAAAUUAUUUCGGAUUCCUACAAUGUUGUUGGCUUUAUCCAGUACCACAAAUGUUGGAAAGUAUUAAACCCAGCGAAGAAUAUAAUACACUUUCGACUGAGAGAAUUGCAUUUGUUGGCAAAGCCUCUUACAGCUGGCAACUUAACAAUAAUGCUAAAAGAUGAAAGAACGAAUCAUACUUAUUGGACUGAAUCGAAGUCUGGGAACAUCACAACCAUCUCUACUGACAUAGAAAUUCAUUUCAAAGUGAAUUCUGGUAGUUUCCCUAACAACUAUAAGGCCAACUUCACGUUGUAUUUCGAAAUGGAGGUUGGUAUUGCAGGUAUAGAAGAUGUUCGCUCGAAUGCUGUAACUUGGUUGAAAAAUCAACGCUCGCCUUUUCUAGAUUGGAAAGAAAAUACGCUGAGAGCCAUAACCGCUUUAUAUCUAUCAGGAAAUGCAACAUACAAUGGAACAGACGUGCGAGAAGAAUUGCUAAUUAGGCGUGCGGAGUUUUUAGUUUCCAGAGCUUUGCAGCGCAAUGAGAUUUCAGAAAUAGAUUUGAGCUCUUACAUCAAUUUUCUGCGAGUAACCUGUAAUUCCCCACGCCAUUUUGCUUCGUAUGAUUUAAUACAGCUGUUGCGAAGUAAGUUGGAAUCUUCUGGCAAUUUUACACAUCCUUCAGUCUAUUUGGCUCUGUGUAAUGCUAAUGAAAAAUGGCCUCAAAGAGCUGUAUCUGACCUCACAAACGUGUUGACCAGCACAUCUGAAUACCUCUUUGUUAAAGACAUACAAUCGUUUGCAUUAAUGGCUAUCUCUUGCAAAAUGACUUCCCUCAAUACCUCCGAAAGGGGCAGUCUGCUUCCUAUCUACAUCAGAAGUAUUUCUAACUUGAAACAGAAACAACUAUCUGACGGUAGUUUUGGAGAUAUUUACGAAACUGCUAUUGGCAUACAGACAUUAAUAUCCAGUGGAAAUGAAUUCGCAUAUGACUGGAAUUCACGAGCAGCAGUCAGAUAUAUAACAAAUCAACUGAAUUCGUCUGAAGUGGAUUUUCAAGCUAUCUACCUUUCGUUACCACUGUUAAACAGAAAAAGUCUUGCUGAUAUUGCUGAAAGGAAUUGCUCAGGAAACCCGAGAAAUAAUGAAGACUCCGUGGAUGAACUCAAAGGAUCUAAAAUUGAAGUACCAGAGGGUCAUGUCCGAUAUUCGCUAUUUAUAGGAGAUAAGAAAGAGCUGAUACGUACUAUAACAUUUCAAAUCCCUGAUAAUUUUACAGCUUAUCAAGUGAUGCUGAUGGCAGAAGUCCAAGAUUUAAAAUAUAAAUUUCUUUGGAAAAGUGUAUCUGGCAAAAUGUAUGUGCAAGAAAUCUCACAAAUACCAAACAACCCCGAAAAUGGAAAGUUCUGGCUUCUAUAUUUGGGCUCUAAUAGCAGAAAACCACUUAUUCCUUACUUUAAUAAGGGUCCUGAUGAAGUUAAACUGAUGCAUGGUGAUCAUCUAAUUAUGUGGUACAAGACUAUAGAAAUUUAACAUCUGGGACACAAAUGAAUCUAGAAUUUCCUGUGAUUUUCAUCUUAAAUUAAAACAUAGAACAAAAGAUUACGGGGAAAAAAAACUUCCUAACUUAAAGAUAUUUAUCUUUCAUAUGUACAAUAGGAUAAAAAGAAAAAAAAAUUUAAUUUAUACAUCAGAAUGAAUAUUUCAAAAGAAAAGCUUCUGAACCAAAAGACAUUUAUAUUAUCUAUGUAUAACAGAAUUGAAGAGAAAAAAUAUCAUUUAUACUCAUUGUAAAUGAAUUUUUG
Parasteatoda tepidariorum (common house spider) is the source of this 1959-nucleotide messenger RNA. RefSeq lists its product as uncharacterized. Gene Ontology annotation, biological process: cobalamin transport. NCBI's taxonomy places the organism in Eukaryota, Metazoa, Arthropoda, Arachnida, Araneae, Theridiidae. Gene Ontology annotation, molecular function: cobalamin binding. The record is from RefSeq and is a predicted model, not a curated record.